Molecule: messenger RNA, 1752 nt
Organism: Triplophysa dalaica
Lineage: Eukaryota; Metazoa; Chordata; Actinopteri; Cypriniformes; Nemacheilidae
Gene: prps1b
Product: phosphoribosyl pyrophosphate synthetase 1B
Exons: 7
Coding region: 200-1156 (318 amino acids)
Biological process (GO): ribonucleoside monophosphate biosynthetic process; purine nucleotide biosynthetic process; 5-phosphoribose 1-diphosphate biosynthetic process
Cellular component (GO): cytoplasm; ribose phosphate diphosphokinase complex
Molecular function (GO): ATP binding; magnesium ion binding; ribose phosphate diphosphokinase activity
Source: RefSeq, a predicted model, not a curated record
UCACGCUGGAAACGCACAUGAUCAACUAUGGCGGAAAGGUAGUGACGACUAAUUUUAAAGGUGAAAUCCACAUCGGUUUACAGAUAUCUGGCCUAUAAACAAAGCUCCAUCUUUGUUUUGUCGCUGGAAAGCAAACACCCUGUUUCCUCGUGCACGGUCGGUUUUACGUUCUCACGAAGUUCGUGAAACUAUUCAAAAGAUGCCUAAUAUCAAAAUAUUCAGCGGCAGCUCCCACCAGGAUCUGUCUCAGAAAAUCGCGGACCGUCUUGGACUGGAGUUAGGCAAAGUGGUGACCAAAAAGUUUAGCAACCAAGAAACAAGUGUGGAGAUUGGCGAGAGUGUGCGUGGGGAGGAUGUGUACAUUGUCCAGAGCGGCUGUGGGGAAAUUAAUGACAAUCUGAUGGAGCUUUUGAUCAUGAUCAAUGCCUGCAAGAUCGCAUCCGCCUCCCGGGUCACAGCUGUCAUCCCCUGCUUUCCUUACGCAAGACAAGAUAAAAAGGAUAAGAGUCGUGCACCCAUCUCUGCCAAGCUGGUCGCAAAUAUGCUUUCAGUCUCUGGUGCUGAUCACAUCAUAACAAUGGAUCUGCAUGCAUCCCAAAUACAGGGCUUUUUCGACAUUCCCGUGGACAAUUUAUAUGCAGAGCCUGCCGUGUUGCAGUGGAUUAAAGAGAAUAUUCCCGAAUGGAAGAAUUGUACGAUAGUUUCACCUGACGCUGGAGGAGCCAAGAGGGUGACCUCCAUUGCAGACAGACUAAAUGUUGACUUUGCCCUUAUUCACAAAGAGAGGAAAAAAGCAAACGAGGUGGAUCGCAUGGUUUUGGUUGGAGAUGUGAAGGACCAGGUGGCCAUAUUGGUUGAUGACAUGGCAGACACCUGUGGUACCAUGUGCCAUGCAGCUGAAAAGCUGAUAUCAGCGGGCGCCACCAAAGUUUACGCCAUCCUUACCCAUGGCAUCUUUUCUGGACCAGCCAUCUCACGCAUCAACAACGCUGGUUUUGAGGCUGUAGUUGUGACCAAUACAAUCCCUCAGGAGGAGAAGAUGAAACACUGUCCCAAAAUACAGGUAAUUGACAUUUCUAUGAUCCUCGCUGAGGCCAUUCGCAGGACCCACAAUGGCGAAUCAGUGUCUUAUCUCUUCAGCCAUGUUCCUUUGUAACAUCUCGUCCGUUCAGAUUCCGACUUCAUUCACCUCACCAAAGAGACCUGACCAGAGAUCAGCCCUUAUAUUUCAAUAGUCCAGGUUUUUAGCAAGUCUUUUGAGAUUUUUUUUUUCCACUGACAGCGGGACAUGAAAUGUUGUCUUCACGGUCUGUUUUUUUUAAUUUCUUAUAAACUGCUGUUACAAUCUGUGACUGUGAAACGGCAAGAAUAUUUCACGACAUAAUUUAUGUGUUCGCUAUCGUUUGUGUUGAUUUGUGAGAUUUGGAAGUUAAGCAUUCAAUCGAUAAUUUGUUACUCUUAUUGUAGAAUGUGCACAUCAAUGGGUAAUUUAAAAUUCUCAAUGUUGCGUUUGCAAGAAUUUUAUUUUAGCUUGAUCUCUGCAGGCUGGUGCUUAACUAAAGAAUUGAAGAAUCAAUGUUUUUAAGAACACUUUAUAUGAACAUUUCUAUAAAUAAAAAACAUGCUUUCUUGCUUACUUUGUUACAUAUUGAUAGUGUUUAGACUGAUACCUCUAUUCAUUUCAGGUGAAUUUGUUUUCAUUUCAGUAUUUCUAUUGCACAUUCCUAUGAUUAAACAUUUUUUUUAAAGUCA